Messenger RNA from Caenorhabditis elegans, 1803 nucleotides. It is a transcript of the gene nas-9, whose product is annotated as Zinc metalloproteinase nas-9. The coding region runs from base 375 to 1793 and encodes 472 amino acids. Lineage: Eukaryota; Metazoa; Nematoda; Chromadorea; Rhabditida; Rhabditidae. The record is from RefSeq and is marked reviewed. Gene Ontology annotation, cellular component: extracellular region. Gene Ontology annotation, molecular function: metalloendopeptidase activity; zinc ion binding; metallopeptidase activity. Gene Ontology annotation, biological process: proteolysis. The transcript is spliced from 9 exons.
AACAGAAAAGUGACGGCAUGACUAUCAAUCAGUCUCCUUUUUUUUGAGAAUCAGUUCAUCAAUUCGCGCAAUUCAUCAUUCUGUUCAAUUCUUCAUGAUAUUUCUACUUUUUGUUGUUUUUCCAUUUGUAUAUGCACAGCUUUUGCCAGAGUUAUUAGCAGGUUUGUGUUCCAAUUUCGCAUUUUUGUCGGCUAACACUUUUUAUUGCAAUUUUUUCAGGUUUUCAGAAUGGAAGGUUUAGAGGGGGACCCGAUGGUUUUAAUAGAGGACCUGGAGGGUUUCAUCGUGGACCUGACGGCUUCGGGGGAGACCCUCGUGGCGGUGUAGACCUCGGCCACUUGAUUGGGAAUAUUGCUGCAAAUGUUGGUCAAGAAAUGGGUCUAAACGAUGCUGAUGUUAUUGGAGAUUUAAGAGGAAUCUCUCGAGGACCCCGACCAUCAUCCAUGGAGUGGGGACGGCGAGCCCGGCAUUUCUGCAGGAGAUAUCCGGGUCAUCCAAAAUGUCAGCGAGGACAACUUCCACAGUUUACUGAUGUUCCGACUAUUAUCAACACUAUUAUCUACAACGCGGGAGAUCUUCUUCCACGAGUUCCUACCCUAAACAUCCAUGACCCGUUGGCUGGACUAAACAGCGAACUGGUUGGAUUCAUCAAGAGUCUUCAGUCACAAUUUGGACAACUCAGUUCCCAACAGAGAAACGAGAUUCACGAUUCAUGCAGAUCAUUCAAGUGCGAUCAGCAGUCUCCUCAGAACACACAGGCAAAGCAGGAGCUAUUGACAAAGAUGCUCGCCUUCGAUCAAGCGGUUGGCGGUAAAGCUGCUCCGGCUCAUGACAAGGUGAACCUCCGAUUCGACAGAACUCAGCAAGUGAAACAGGCAUUGCUCAAAAGAGCAAAUUUGUCGCAUAUUAUCGUUCCAGCUGACAAUGGAGUCUUCGACAGAGAUGUGUUGCUCACCGAGCAUCAGGCUAACUUCCUGCUCAAUGAGCUCGGCGAGGCCGGGCGUGGAGCAGAUGUUGGAGCAGGAGGAGGUGGUGGUGGACGAGUUCCAAGAUCCGGAGUUUUCUUCCAAGAAAGUGCGGUUCAGAAAUGGGAUAUUUGGAAGCCUAUUCAGUAUACUUUGGAUGAUUCAUUAGAAGAAUCCGACAAAAAAGACAUCCGGGAUGCUCUACACGAAAUUUCAAUCAACACCUGCAUCCUAUUCAGGUACAAUGCAACGCCAAAAGGAUAUCACUUGAAUUAUAUGAAAGUUGAUAGCACGACCUUCUGCGGUCUAUCCUACGUGGGACGGACCGAUCCGGCCAACCCGAUUUACUUGAGCUUCCAGUGUGGGGAUAAUCGAGGAGUUGCAAUGCACGAAACAAUGCACGCGUUGGGCGUCAGUCACCAACACUUGAGACUCGACAGGGAUAAGUAUAUCAAGAUCGACUGGUCAAACAUCGACCCCCAACACUAUGACACAUUUGCGAUAUCCGACGCGAAACUGUACACAUCCUACGGUACCAAGUACGCCUACGACUCUAUAAUGCACUAUAACGCAUAUCUCGGCGCCAAGGACCCCAACAAGCCGACGAUGAUCCCGUUGGUGAAUCCACAGGAGAACACCCCGAAACUGGGUCAACGAGCCAAACUGACCCGCGGCGACAUCCGGUUGCUCAAAAAAAUGUACUGCCGUCCGGGAUGUGACGAUCAGAAUGUGCACUGCGGCACGUGGGCUCUGCAUGGCUAUUGCAAGAUGAAGGAACAAAUGAAAUGGAUGAAUGAGAAUUGUAAAGCUAGUUGUGAUAAAUGUUGAGGAUUCUCUA